AUGGGUCCUGGGGUGCAUGUUGUAAUGCUAGCAGUUGGAAUUGAUGUUACCGACUUGCUAGUCAUUGUUUUGAUUAUGGAUUCUUCUAAUGCAUCCAAUGCAAACACCACAAACUCUACAUGUGGUUCAUUUCCUUCUUCUACGCAAACUAGAGACCCAGCAUGGGAAUGGGGUGAACGCCAAGACCCAGAAAAUCAUAAUAUAAUUACUUGUUUGUUAUGUCACAAAGAGUUUGCUGUAAAGAGGACCAAAAAAGCUCAUAAGGCUACAAUUGACUUAGCAUAUCAGCGUGCAAGCAAUUCAGAUGAAGGCUCUGAUGCUGAUACAGAUGUUGAGGAGCAAGAAGUUGAAACUGAUAGCAAUGUGGGCAGUGGUAGUGGUAGUGCUAGUCAACUACUUGUUCAGAAUCAGACAAAGAGAAAGAGAAUAAGCCAAAGUAAUACAAGAGGCCCUAUUGAUUUAUUUAUGAGGACGAACCACCAGAAAACUCAGAAAGCCACUGCUGAAAGAAACUGUGCGGCGAAAGAGAAGUUACUGAAGACGGCAUGGAAAUGCAUAUCAGCUUGGAUGACUGAGAAUUCAAUAGCAUUUAAUACCAUUCGUUGCCUAAGUUUCCAACAAAUGAUCUUUGCAAUUGGUGAUUAUGGGAAAGCUAUGUCUCCCCCAUAUUACCAUCAGAUUCGUACCAAUCUUUUCAAGGAACAAUUAGAAGAAAUUAAGAAGUUUGUUGAUACAUUUAGGGAACAUUGGAAAAGGUUUGGAUGUUCUAUCAUGUCAUAUGGUUGGACGGAUGGGAAAAAACGAUAUCUUAUUAACUUUUUGGUGAAUUAUCCUAAAGGUUCAGUUUUUUUGAAGUCUGUCGAUGCCUCAAAUAGAACCCUUGUAAAGGAGGUAAUUAAUGAUGUUGGUGCAGAAAAUAUAGUUCAUUUCAUUACAGAUAAUGGUUCAAACUUCAAAAAGGAAGGGAAGGAUUUACAGCUGGAAUACCCACAUAUGUUUUGGACUCCUUGUGGUGCUCAUUAUGUUCAGUUGAUGCUAGAAGAACUUGGUGCCAAGCUUCCACGAAUCAAGACAACCAUCAUUCUAGGUAAGAGACUGGUUACAUAUUUUAUGCUCAUUUUCAAGUGGGUAAAAACUAGGUUUGCAAGAGAAACUGUUGGAGUAAAUGCACUUAAGAUUGAUACAAAUAGUAAAUUUUGGGAAGAUGUUGAUUACUCUUGUAGGGUGCUAAAGCCUUUAGUUAAGGUAGUAAGUUUAGAGGAUAUAAAACGCAAACCUACAAUGCCUUAUUUUUAUGAGGCAAUGAGAAUAGCAAGGGAUCAACUUGAGAAGAAUCUCAGUGAAGAUAAUGAUACUUGGGAUACAGUUAAGGCUGUUUUUGAUAAAAUAUGGAAGAAUAACUUUAAUCAUCCGCUACAUUGUGCCGCUUAUUAUUUAAAUCCUUCCAUAUUCCAUAAGAUUCCAUCUCAUUUGAUGGAUAAUGAUCCAAAGUACAUAGAAAUCGAAAGGGGACUUCAUAAAGCUAUGAAAAGGCUUAUAACCAAUGAAGAUGAACUUGAGCUAGAAACAACUGAAUUGAGACGAUAUAGUGAUGCUUAUGGGAUUCUGGGAACUCCUGUAUGCAAAAAAGAAGAGACAAAGAUCAACCUCUUGCACUCUAAGAAGCGGAAUCGCAUAAAACAACAGAAAUUCAAUGAUAGUGUCUUUAUCCAAUAUAACAAGAAAUUGCAGCGUCGUUAUAAAGAAAUUUCAGAAUAUAACGAUGAUGAGACAGCUCAUGAUCCUAUUUUUCUUGAUGAGCGUGAUGAAAAUGAUGAAUGGUUGGAUCCACAUAACUUGGAAGACUUGGCUGUAGAAGGUGAUAAUGUAACUCUGGAUGAUUUGCAAGAUAUUCUUGGUGAAGAAAGUCAGCCAGUUGGUAGUAAAGGUGCAUGUAGCUCUCGAAGUAAGAAUACUUACCUAACGUACUUUGAGUAUGAUGGAUAUGAUACUGAUCAAUUGAUGUUAGACACUGAUUAUGGAGUACUUGAUGGAGCUGAUGGAGUUACUGAAGAUGAUGAUAUCUAUAAUGACUCGUAUGAUUUUGAAUAA
Molecule: messenger RNA, 2091 nt
Organism: Papaver somniferum (opium poppy)
Lineage: Eukaryota; Viridiplantae; Streptophyta; Magnoliopsida; Ranunculales; Papaveraceae
Exons: 5
Coding region: 1-2091 (696 amino acids)
Source: RefSeq, a predicted model, not a curated record